AUGGACAUCGUCUACCACAACGGCACAAACGGAUCCUCUCCCUAUGUCGACUUCUACCCAUACACACCAUCAGCAACAGCCGGAUAUGCAUUCAUGGUCAUCUUCGGCAUUUCGACUGUCGUACAUAUCAUUCUAACAAUCCCAUUCCGCGCUGCAUACUUCAUCCCCCUCAUACUGGGCGGUAUAUGCGAAACAUUCGGCUACUACGGCCGAGCAUGGUCGCACCAAUCCAGAACCAAUAUUGGCUCAUGGGCUCUACAAGAAAUGCUCAUCCUCUGCUCUCCACCUCUCAUCUCAGCAACAAUCUACAUGGUCCUCGGGCGAAUCAUUCGCGCUUUCGAUGCAGAACACCUAUCCAGCAUCCGAACAAAACGGUUAACAUUCAUCUUCGUAAUGAAUGAUAUUCUUUGCUUCUGCACACAGCUCGGUGGAGCGGGCGUGCAAGUAACGGGUGACGCGCAUAUAAUGGAUAUCGGCAAGAAAGUUGUAUUAGCGGGAUUAAUAUUUUCGUUGAUCGUGUUUGCAUUCUUCGUGUUGAUCGCUGCGAAGUUUCAUCGGAGGCUGGGCAAGGAUCCGGUUCCGUUUUUGUUGGAACAUGGGGAUCUUCAUUGGAGGAGGUAUAUGUGGGCGAUUUAUGUGGCUUGUUUGGCUGUUAUGGUGAGAAAUCUUAUGAGGACUGUUCAAUUUGGGGCGAGUCAGACGGCGCCGGUCAAUACUAGUGAGGUUUAUAUUUAUGUGUUCGAUGCGUUUAUGAUGUUUCUUUCGAUGUUUGUUUUGGCUGUUUAUCAUCCAGGGUUAUUGAUUAAGAAGGCUCGGAGGCUUGGGAAGACGGAUUUUGAGAGGUUAUCUUCUCCUAUGACGUCGGAACAUGUUCCUUUGACGGAGUAUGAGCCGGCUGCGAUGCGGAAAUGA
Messenger RNA from Penicillium odoratum, 912 nucleotides. Its product is annotated as RTA1 domain-containing protein. The record is from RefSeq and is a predicted model, not a curated record. The transcript has 2 exons. Gene Ontology annotation, cellular component: membrane. Lineage: Eukaryota; Fungi; Ascomycota; Eurotiomycetes; Eurotiales; Aspergillaceae. Bases 1 to 912 code for a protein of 303 amino acids.